AUGCUUGACAAGACUUACGCGACUGUGUUGACGGCGCGAGUCGUGCCAGUCGAUGGAGGCAUCGCCGUCGAGCCUUCGCCUAAACGGCAAGAGCACCCGACGUCGCGCGCUACACGAUUUGUCGAUGAUAGCACUCGAUUCUUGUUCUUGUCGAUAUCUGACAAGCUCAAAUUAUCCGACAAAGAUUUGCGGCUGUACCUGUCCCAGUGGAUGAGAGAUGGCCUACUGUUGCGCGACGAGCACUACACGUUCCUGGGAUUCACUGAUGGACAUGUUAAGGAGGGGAAGCUCGUCUUCUUCAGGGAAGAUGCAUCGUGGUCGGUUGCACGGUUUAUGGACUACAUUGGCAACCUCCGUGAUGUUUACUCGGCCUAUGGGUAUGGGAAGUACGCGGCCCGUCUUGCUCUUUCAUUCUCUUCCACUGUUGAAUCACUGGAUGUACCCUUUGUGAAAGCUGCGAGGAUACCGGACAGGCGUGCGAGGGAUGGGUCACUCCAUAGCGAUGGCUGUGGACUGAUCCGUCACUCGUUUGCCAUGGACGUAUGCAGAAACAAUGGCAUUGCUCCUGAUACCUGUGUCUUUCAGAUUCGACGCGGAGGGAUCAAGGGCCUCCUUGUACGAUACCCAGACAAUCAAUUCGACAAAGUAACGCUGCGUAUGGCUAUUAGGAGAGCUAUCUUCGAGAAAAUGCUGCAAGACCAGCUGGAUCUAAUUGGCUGCAUACUGCACAACAGAGAUCAAGCCGAAAAGUACAUCAAGGGUGAACUAGAUGCCUCUAAUACAACGGCGUUCAAUCAGGAUUUAUACGCUAUUUUACUUGCGAAACAUGAUUUGAACGAACCUUACGUUGAGUGGAAGCUUCGCCAAUUCCAACAACAACAGUGCAACCUACUUCACAAAAAGCUAAAUCUUCGAGUAGAGGACUCAUGCUACGUGUUCGGAGUCAUUGACGAGUCUGGUGUGCUCGAGGAAGACGAGGUGUUUCUCAAUCUUCCCGGGCGGACUGGAGUACUCACUAGAGAUGUUAUCGUAGGAAGGGAUCUGGAUGGGGAUGAGUACUUCGUGACCUGGGAGCCCGGAUUGAUUCCACGGGACAUGCCGGAGCCACAGCAUAGAGCAGGCACACCCACCGCCAACACUAAACCACCUAGACGUCUCACGGAAGAUGCUAUGAAUGAUGCCGCGCUGGAUACCUUCAUACGGCACAAGUACAAUAAGACAUUGCGGUUCGCGGCCAAAAAGUGGCUCGAUGUUGCUGAUGCGACCCCUCACCUUGCCAACUACCCAUACGCACAAGAGCUAGCUCCUAUCAUUGAGUCAGCGCUGGACUGUAUCAAGUCGGGAGCUGACCCUGCCGACAUCGACAAAAGGGUUGAGGGGCUGAAGCGGCGAUUCAGGGAACCCUCAAAGGAAUACGGGGGGCAUGUGAGCCCUCUCAAAAUUCUUCGCGAGCGCAUUCCGCACGGCAAGGCUAUUCAGAUGUCUAGCUUUGACUGCGAUUCCUCGCUGAUUUUGCAUGAGGAUCCUGAACAAUGGGAGGAUGAUGUACGGGAGGCUGCUGAGGCCAUGAAAGCGUUCAACCGCAGUUUGUCCGUAGCCAUCAAGCACGACGAAGAGAUUGGUGCAGAUUCGGAUAGCAAUCCAAUCAACUUCAGAGAUCGACCACCGAGACAAGCCAAUCGCGUGACACAAGAGUAUCAGGAGCGAUAUUUUGGCGGCGGCAGCUUCGUUGAGUGUGCAAGACAGAGGAAACGAGCAUCUGCUUGGUAUUGCUACGGCUACUCUCAGAAGAAACGAGCUUUCGCUUGGCUUGGAGAACGAUAUCUUAAUGAGAUCCGAGCACAUUACACGAACCAUGGAAGACCUGUGCUCUAUGUAGGCGCUUCGGUGCCCCCAGGUGGCAAGGCACCUCCGUUCUCGCCAGAGGUGGUCGCCGUGCCAUCUAUGACACGGACGACAACACAAGAAGAGGCCCUGAGCCCGGUUGGUCUGAGCGUAUACGAAGAACUACGCUCGGUCGAGCUCAACCCAAGGCCCAGCCACCCAGUCGCCUCACAGCCAACACAGUGCGUCGAUAUGGGCGAACACGCGUGGCGGGUAUCCGCCAACGGGACAACGCGAUCCUACGUCUGUCAGAAGUGCCGAGCGUGUGCGAAGGAACGUAAGGUCGGGAGGUUCUGGGAGGUGGACACGGGCAGAUCACGCAAAGGCAUUGGCCAAGAGACACUUACUGCUUCGGCCAGUUCUGCAAGCGUGGGCGCGGUCUCGCGCGGGACCAAUCAGCACUCAGAUAUGGGCGACGGGGACACGAGCUCUCUGCAUUCUGAUGGCACGUUUGUGGAUGCGCUUGACAUACCACCUGGCGCUUCUCGCGUGUCGCUCCCACGCGAUGAACCCUUACCUUCGUCAUCUGACACAGUGCGGGGCUCCGUCACUGCAAUGUCACCUGGGGAAAGCACGACAAUAGCGGGGCCGCAGUCUGUACUCAGCCCCCUGCUGAACCUGUCGUGGUUGAGCGGGUUCACUACUAGAUCCAGGGCCCCCUCGGCGGCCUCGUCCACUCCUUCCCACCCUCGUACUGGUCCCACUUCUCACUCUCGAGACCCAGUGGGGCAUGUCGUCCGUCUGCCCAGGUCCCUUAUCGCUUCUCCACCGGCAGUUCGAACACUUCCCGCGGCGACUUCUAUGUCUCCCGUCGCUGAGGCGCCAGAGCCUUCGACGCACAUCAGCACCAAUACCAAGCCCCAGAGUCCUGUGGGUGAGGGGAGAAAGCAGCCAUGUUCUUUAGGCGCGGGUAAACACGCUUGGGGCAUUUCUGCGGCCAAUGGAACUUCUCGGCAGUAUGUUACGCACCGAUACGUCACCAUGAAUGGUGGGUGGGUGGAGGACAUGCAUCUUAACCGAGAGUACACGCUUCGCAUCUCGAAGAACAGGGAAAUGAAAAUCAAUGCAAAUCCUUGGCGACGCAACGUCGCAAAAGACAUUGACGGCUUUGUGUGA
Postia placenta MAD-698-R-SB12 is the source of this 3000-nucleotide messenger RNA. RefSeq lists its product as hypothetical. Bases 1 to 3000 code for a protein of 999 amino acids. Gene Ontology annotation, cellular component: nuclear RNA-directed RNA polymerase complex. The record is from RefSeq and is a predicted model, not a curated record. Gene Ontology annotation, biological process: siRNA processing. Lineage: Eukaryota; Fungi; Basidiomycota; Agaricomycetes; Polyporales; Adustoporiaceae. Gene Ontology annotation, molecular function: RNA-directed RNA polymerase activity. The transcript has 16 exons.